This is a messenger RNA of Trichoderma gamsii, 702 nucleotides long. RefSeq lists its product as hypothetical. Lineage: Eukaryota; Fungi; Ascomycota; Sordariomycetes; Hypocreales; Hypocreaceae. Gene Ontology annotation, cellular component: nucleus; cytoplasm. The transcript has a single exon. The coding region runs from base 1 to 702 and encodes 233 amino acids. Gene Ontology annotation, molecular function: protein tag activity; protein binding. Gene Ontology annotation, biological process: protein modification process; mRNA splicing, via spliceosome. The record is from RefSeq and is a predicted model, not a curated record.
AUGGAGGGAUCUUCAUCCCGAAGAUCUCGCUCGCGAUCUCCGCCUCGACGAGCGCCCAAGGGCAGCGGCGGAUUUCGCUGGAAGGAUAAGGGCCGCUCAAACGACGACGGCCGCGACAGCUACGAUUCAAGGAGAGACAGAUUUCGCGACCGGGAUCAAGGUCGGGACAGAGAUCAAGGUCGAGAUAGAGAUCAAAAUCGCAAUAGAGACCGGGAUCGGGAUCAAGGUCGAGGCUAUGGAGGAAGACAACAACGGGACUUCCGUGACCGCUCGCGCGACCGUGAUCGUGACAGAUAUGGUGGCCGUGACAGGAAUGAAGGUCGACCAAGAUCGCGGUCUCCUCGACGACGCGAACCGGGGCCAAGAGACGAACGCGAUGAGGCGAAAAGAGACACCGGUGAUAGAAAGGACAGAAGAGAAAAAGAAAGGAAGCCCCCCAAGGCUGCAGCGGCGGCGGCGGGUCAAGAGUUCAUCAUCGUCCAUGUCAAUGACCGUCUCGGCACCAAAUCGGCCAUCCCAUGCUUGCCUUCAGACACUGUUGGGCAGUUUAAGCUCAUGAUUGCGGCGCGCAUUGGACGAGAGGCGGGACAAAUCAUGCUGAGGCGGCAGGGUGAACGGCCUUUUAAGGAUCACAUCACGCUGGAGGACUAUGGUGUUUCGAAUGGAGUGCAGCUGGAUCUCGAGGUCGAUACCGGCGAUUGA